AUGGCUGACGCCCUCGCCUCACAACUCAGCAACACCACCCUAGGGGAAGGAAACCCAGAAGCCAGACUCCAGGACACACUCAAGCUUCCUCCUAAAGAUUCCCGGCCGCAAACUGAGGAUGUCACGGCUACUAAAGGCCUCGAGUUCGAAGAUUUUUAUAUCAAGCGGGAACUAAUGAUGGGCAUUUUUGAGGCCGGUUUCGAGAAGCCUUCUCCUAUCCAGGAAGAGACGAUACCCGUUGCGCUCACGGGCAGAGACAUCCUAGCCCGCGCCAAGAACGGCACUGGCAAGACCGCUGCCUUCGUCAUUCCUACCCUCGAGCGAAUUAACCCGAAAAGCACCAAGACCCAGGCUCUGAUCCUGGUCCCCACAAGAGAGCUGGCUCUUCAGACUUCGCAGGUUUGCAAGACCCUUGGGAAACAUUUGGGCAUCAACGUCAUGGUCACCACCGGUGGAACCGGUCUCAUGGACGACAUCAUCCGUUUGAAUGAUGCGGUCCACAUCCUGGUCGGUACUCCUGGUCGAGUGCUGGACCUCGCCAGCAAGGGCGUAGCCGAUUUGUCCGAAUGCCCAACUUUCGUGAUGGACGAGGCGGACAAACUCCUCUCCCCUGAGUUCACACCCGUCAUUGAGCAGCUGAUGUCUUUCCAUCCGAAGGACCGUCAAGUCAUGCUUUUCAGUGCUACCUUCCCUCUCAUUGUCAAAUCCUUCAAGGAUAAGCACAUGCGAAACCCAUAUGAGAUUAACCUCAUGGAUGAGCUCACCUUGCGCGGUAUCACGCAGUACUACGCAUUCGUGGAGGAGAAGCAGAAGGUUCACUGUCUUAACACCCUGUUUUCCAAGCUUCAGAUCAACCAGUCAAUCAUCUUCUGUAACUCGACUAACCGUGUCGAGCUGCUGGCCAAGAAGAUCACGGAGCUGGGCUACUCCUGCUUUUAUUCCCAUGCACGGAUGCUCCAGCAGCACCGUAAUCGCGUGUUCCAUGACUUCCGCAACGGUGUCUGCCGUAAUUUGGUCUGCUCGGACUUGCUGACCCGUGGUAUUGAUAUCCAAGCGGUCAACGUUGUGAUCAACUUUGAUUUCCCCAAGAAUGCCGAGACCUAUCUUCACCGCAUUGGUCGUUCUGGACGCUUCGGUCACCUGGGUCUGGCCAUCAAUUUGAUCAACUGGGAAGAUCGGUUCAAUCUGUACAAGAUCGAACAGGAGCUGGGCACCGAGAUCCAACCCAUCCCUCAAAACAUCGACAAGAAGCUCUACGUCUACGACUCGCCCGAGAACAUCCCCCGUCCGAUCUCCAACCCUGCUCAGCCGAUGCUCUCGGCUGCCCAGCUUGCCAGCAAUGGAGACCGUCAGCCUCGUCGCCAACACCACCACCAGAACGGCGGACAAUACUACAACACCCCCAACAGGGGCCGUGGCGGCUCCUAUCGGGGAGGUCGUGGUCAAGGUCCACGCCGUGGCGCGCACCAUGAUCCCAACAAGCCAGCUCUGGCCCCCAGUCAGAUUGGUCCCAAGCCGCCUGCCCCUGUCUCCUAG
Messenger RNA from Penicillium canariense, 1536 nucleotides. It is a transcript of the gene dhh1, whose product is annotated as DExD/H-box ATP-dependent RNA helicase DHH1. Gene Ontology annotation, cellular component: P-body; cytoplasmic stress granule. The record is from RefSeq and is a predicted model, not a curated record. Gene Ontology annotation, molecular function: mRNA binding; ATP binding; RNA helicase activity. The transcript is spliced from 3 exons. Gene Ontology annotation, biological process: P-body assembly; cytoplasmic stress granule assembly. Bases 1 to 1536 code for a protein of 511 amino acids. NCBI's taxonomy places the organism in Eukaryota, Fungi, Ascomycota, Eurotiomycetes, Eurotiales, Aspergillaceae.